CUCGCGGGAGAGAUGGGGGCAGAUCAUGGCGGGAAACGGCCGUGAUGGUUCCUGGAUAUAAAGGAGAUCAGGCCUUCCCUCCUCGGCUCAUUGGGGCCUACUAGCACAUCAUCAUCCGUCUUCCAUCCCUCCUCAGAACUUCCUUCCCCUUCCUCCUAUCCACCUUUCCCUUACUCACACAGACAAUCGUCCAUCGUCCACCAUGUCUCUUCCCAAGGACUUCAAGUGGGGCUUCGCCACCGCCUCGUACCAGAUUGAGGGCUCCGUCAACGAGGAUGGCCGUGGCCCCUCCAUCUGGGACACAUUCUGCGCCAUCCCCGGCAAGAUCGCCGACGGCAGCUCGGGUGCCGUGGCUUGCGACUCGUACAAGCGCACCAAGGAGGACAUUGAGCUGCUCAAGUCGAUAGGGGCCAAGGCGUACCGCUUCUCCAUCGCGUGGUCGCGCGUCAUCCCGCUGGGCGGUCGCAACGACCCCAUCAACCAGAAGGGUCUGGACCACUACGUCAAGUUCGUCGACGACCUCGUCGAGGCCGGCAUCGAGCCCUUCAUCACCCUCUCCCACUGGGACCUGCCGGACGCGCUGGAGAAGCGCUACGGCGGCUAUCUGAACAAGGAGGAGUUCGCGGCCGACUUUGAGAACUACGCGCGCGUCAUGUUCAAGGCCAUCCCCAAGUGCAAGCACUGGAUCACCUUCAACGAGCCGUGGUGCACGUCCAUCCUGGGCUACAACACGGGCUACUUCGCGCCCGGCCGCACGUCGGACCGCAGCAAGUCGCCCGUCGGCGACAGCGCGCGCGAGCCGUGGAUCGUCGGCCACAACAUCCUCAUCGCGCACGGGAGGGCCGUCAAGGCGUACCGCGAGGACUUCAAGCCCACGCAGGGCGGCGAGAUCGGCAUCACGCUCAACGGCGACGCCACGCUCCCCUGGGACCCGGAGGACCCGGCCGACGUCGAGGCGUGCGACCGCAAGAUCGAGUUCGCCAUCUCGUGGUUCGCCGACCCCAUCUACUUUGGCGAGUACCCGGCGUCGAUGCGCAAGCAGCUGGGCGACCGCCUGCCCAAGUUCACGGCCGAGGAGGUGGCGCUCGUCAAGGGCUCCAACGACUUCUACGGCAUGAACCACUACACGGCCAACUACAUCAAGCACAAGAAGGGCGUGCCGCCCGAGGACGACUUCCUGGGCAACCUCGAGACGCUCUUCUACAACAAGAACGCCGACUGCAUCGGGCCCGAGACGCAGUCCUUCUGGCUGCGCCCGCACCCCCAGGGCUUCCGCGACCUGCUCAACUGGCUGAGCAAGCGGUACGGCUACCCCAAGAUCUACGUGACCGAGAACGGCACGUCGCUCAAGGGCGAGAACGACAUGCCGCUCGAGCAGAUCCUCGAGGACGACUUCCGCGUCAAGUACUUUCACGACUACGUCCACGCCAUGGCCAAGGCCUCGGCCGAGGACGGCGUCAACGUCCAGGGCUACCUGGCCUGGUCGCUCAUGGAUAACUUCGAGUGGGCCGAGGGUUACGAGACCCGCUUCGGCGUCACCUACGUCGACUACGCCAACGACCAGAAGCGCUACCCCAAGAAGAGCGCAAAGAGCCUCAAGCCGCUGUUUGACAGCCUCAUCCGGAAGGAGUAAGGCAGGCAGGAGUUGGAGUAUGAGGGUAGCCGCUGAUGGCUAUUCUUCCCACGUUUUUGUGUGUUUCCUCUUCAUUUUUUUUUCUCUUGCCGCAACAUGACGGCUCCUGUCUCUGAAGGGAACCCCUGAAAUUCAGGGUUAUCAUGACUUGGUUACGAAUGAGCUACGACAUGUUCAAUUGAGUGACUCUUUACUACCAAAGUACUGCUACCAUGACACUCGAAUCGUCUCGUGACUGAAAGGAGAAUCAUGUUGGCAUUGGUUCGCGUAGUACGGAGUAACGACAACGGCAUUGGUCAACAUCUGGCAGGUAUUUGAGGUAGAAUAUACCAACCUGCCUGAGGCUCUCGGUAUCAAGAUUUGGAAGGCCAAAGGGUUGGAUGAGCACUUGAGAGCAAAGUCGGACUACUGGCUGAAGAAGGUAAACAAACUAACGUACAGUACCUACUUAACUUAUGAUACACGUC
Messenger RNA from Thermothelomyces thermophilus ATCC 42464, 2100 nucleotides. RefSeq names its product glycoside hydrolase family 1 protein. Gene Ontology annotation, molecular function: beta-glucosidase activity. Gene Ontology annotation, biological process: carbohydrate metabolic process. The record is from RefSeq and is a predicted model, not a curated record. The transcript is spliced from 2 exons. NCBI's taxonomy places the organism in Eukaryota, Fungi, Ascomycota, Sordariomycetes, Sordariales, Chaetomiaceae. Bases 203 to 1633 code for a protein of 476 amino acids.